Molecule: messenger RNA, 1395 nt
Organism: Bufo gargarizans (Asiatic toad)
Lineage: Eukaryota; Metazoa; Chordata; Amphibia; Anura; Bufonidae
Gene: GABRP
Product: gamma-aminobutyric acid type A receptor subunit pi
Exons: 10
Coding region: 112-1395 (427 amino acids)
Biological process (GO): chemical synaptic transmission; monoatomic ion transmembrane transport; regulation of membrane potential
Cellular component (GO): neuron projection; membrane; synapse
Molecular function (GO): extracellular ligand-gated monoatomic ion channel activity; neurotransmitter receptor activity; GABA-A receptor activity
Source: RefSeq, a predicted model, not a curated record
UCUCGCACCUGGGAAUCCUCACUUCACCAGCAUCUCCUCCUGCCAGGACACCAUGCGCAAGAACAACUCCUAGGACGUACCGCUGCCUCUGCUGCCAUUUCAGACCUAAAAAUGUAUUGCCUGGAAUUGGCAAUCACAGCACUGCUAUCAGUUUUAUGCAGCGUCUUUUACAUUCCCACCGUUAAUGCAGAAGGAAAGGAGGGAGAGAUCCUUCCCCCUACAAUCCAGAAGCUCAUGAAAGGAUAUAACAAAUAUCUGCGCCCCUUCUUUGAUAAUGGGCCUGUGACAGUGGGAAUGAGUUUGGACAUUGCCAGCAUUGAUACAAUAUCAGAAAUUAACAUGGAUUACACAGCCACCAUAUUCCUGAGACAGCGCUGGACUGAUGAACGGCUCUGCUUCGAAGGCAACAAGAGUUUAAGUUUAGAUGGUCGUCUGGUGGAACUGUUGUGGGUCCCUGACACAUUUAUAGUGGACUCCAAAAAGUCAUUUCUUCAUGAUAUCACUGUAGAAAAUCGUCUCAUAAGGAUUUAUCCAAACGGAACAGUACUUUAUGCCUUAAGGAUAACGACGACGGUUGCAUGCAGUAUGGAUUUGACAAAGUACCCUAUGGAUAAGCAAACCUGCACACUGCAACUGGAGAGCUGGGGCUAUAACAUAAAUGACGUAAUGUUCUACUGGACGAGAGGAAACGACUCAGUGCGAGGUCUUAAUACCCUCCGCUUGGCGCAGUAUACAGUAGAAGACCACUACACUUCUGUGUCUGAAGCCGUAUAUGAAACUGGAAGAUAUCCAAAGCUGGUUUUCCAUUUUGAUCUCAAGAGAAAUAUCUUAUACUUUAUUCUGGAGACCUAUGUACCAUCUAUUCUUCUAGUUGUGCUCUCCUGGGUCUCCUUUUGGAUCAGUCAGUCUUCAGUACCAGCCAGAAUUUGUAUAGGUGUCACAACAGUCCUUACCAUGACAACACUUAUGAUGGGCGCCAGGACCUCUCUGCCCAAUGCAAACUGCUUUAUAAAGGCAAUAGAUGUCUACCUUGGCAUUUGCUUCAGUUUUAUAUUCGGAGCCCUUUUGGAAUAUGCAAUCGCACACUUUUGCACCCUUCAUCGACUAGACCAAAAGAACAUCAUAAAGGAUUUUGAAGAAGAAGACAUUGACAUGAAUGGGACCAUUAAUGCGGUUUCCAGUGGGGAAAACAGUCGAACCAAAACAGACACCAGUAAAAAUGAGAAGAGCCGGGGUGGUCGCAUUCUCUUGUCAUACAUGAAGAGAAUCCAAUGUAUUUUGUAUUGCUUCCAGGUUAAGAAUCCACAUCACAUCGAUAACUACUCUAGACUUUCUUUUCCGUUGUGCUUUAUUGUAGUUAAUGUUUUUUACUGGGUGUAUUAUUUGUAUUUCUGA